This is a messenger RNA of Gadus chalcogrammus (walleye pollock), 1860 nucleotides long. Its product is annotated as basement membrane-specific heparan sulfate proteoglycan core protein-like. Bases 335 to 1252 code for a protein of 305 amino acids. NCBI's taxonomy places the organism in Eukaryota, Metazoa, Chordata, Actinopteri, Gadiformes, Gadidae. The transcript has 5 exons. The record is from RefSeq and is a predicted model, not a curated record.
UAUAUAAUAUGACUAUAUUCUACAUCAAAAUGCUAUAUAUGUUCCCCGCUGGUCAACUGUAGGUGACCACUAGUUAUUUUCAGGGUUGCUGAUAAAUGGCACUGCCUGUUUAUUGUGGUCUGGGUGAAUAUCCUCUUUCUACAUUGCAUUUGUCUCUGAGGCCCAGCAGUGCAUGGUAUUCAUGCAGUUCAUAUUAACUGUGUAAAGAGGAAGGAAGAGCUUGAACACAUUUGUUCGAGUUAUUAUCUUAAACUGCAGGCAAAGACGUUUCCACAGACUUUUUCUGUCACACCAGCUACCUCCUUUACAAACAACGCCCUGAGAGAACCAAAUUAUGAAUCUUAGAACAGCUGCAAGAGGCUUUGUAGCUUUCCUUCUGUCAGUACCAGCAUUACAGGGUUACUCUGACUGGGCAGUUACUUACCCAUCUAGUAAUAUCUGCGAAUUGAGAGGAUCAACAGUUGAAAUCCUCUGUAAUUAUAAAUACCCUUCCGCAAAUACAGUGGAGAAAAAACUCUGGUUUACUAAUAAACACAAUGAGCCAGUUGAUCUGAAAGAUGAUACAGACUAUACAGGUCGUGUUGAAUACAGCUGUGGAAAGCCCAAGUGUGUGUAUUACAGCUGUACUGGAACGUGCACACUGAGAAUCAAAGACCUGAGACAGAGUGACUCUGCUGAAUACAAGUUUAAGAUUACAACAAACAAUGGAGGGGCAUUAAGUGGUCUCCCUGGAGUGAAGUUAUCUGUGACAGAUAUCCAGUUGAAAGUGGUCAUUCGUCCUAGCAGUCUUAACCCGGUACAGCUGGAGUGUAACAGCAUGUGUGAUUCAACUGGUCUGACGUACACCUGGUACAGCAAUGGAAUUCGUCAACAAUAUCAAGGAAGGUUUCUCUGGUUCUACAUUAACUCUGACUACAGUGCUUCAUGUGCUGUUCAAGGAUCCAAACAUCUCACCUCUCCAUCAGUGUACGCUCCAGAGACCCCCUCAGUGGGAGGGACUCCCCCUGGUGUAAUAAAGGAGGGCAGUUCAGUGAAUCUGACCUGCACCAGCGAGGCCAACCCAGUAGCAAAGUACACCUGGUCCAAGGUUACUACAGGUCAUCCCCCCGGACACAGUGUCCAAGGACAACAGCUUUCCUUUCAUUCCAUCCAGUCUUCAGACUCAGGACAAUAUCUCUGCACAGCUAAGAAUGAACCAACCUCUGCCCUGGGAACCAAGGCGACCUUAUACCUUGGACUCAGUCCGCUCUAAAGACAGGGGAACGUACCGCUGCCAAGCAGAGAACCAAUAUGGAUAUCUGGGCUCCAACUCGGUUUUCAUAGAUGUCCAGUGUGGGUGCAAAAAACAAUAAUAAUGUUACGUUCCUCGCUAGGGAAAGGGAAGACAACAUAAAAGCUGAUAUUUUUGGUAAAGUAAAAUAAUUUAUUAACAUGAAUGGAAGGAGUUGAAGCUGCAAAGGAAAUCUGUUCAAAUCAAGGAAACAAAUAUAUCCAAAGCUGGACUCCAACAUACACGUUUGGAAGCGAGCCCUGCUCCUAGUGUCACGAACAAAGGAAAACUGUGUAUGUCUUUGCAGUAGUUCUAAACGCUUACCCUGGCCCAGUCCCUGAGUAAUUAACAAGAGCCUCAAUCUACUCAACUAACAAUUAGUAACGCACAAACCAACAUGAGUAAAGACACAGUGGCAGCUAUGAUUUGCAGCUUGCCGAAUCUGUACCGUCUAAUAACAUAUUAACUAUAUCCAGUAUUGCAAAUUGUUUAGCUGCUAUUCAUGUAUUGCUAUAUGCCUGGUAACCUAGGAGUCACAGUGUUAUUAUAUUAAUCGAAAUAUCAUUAUGUAUCUUGCUGGCAUUGCAGUU